Molecule: messenger RNA, 1221 nt
Organism: Penaeus indicus
Lineage: Eukaryota; Metazoa; Arthropoda; Malacostraca; Decapoda; Penaeidae
Product: histone deacetylase 3-like
Exons: 4
Source: RefSeq, a predicted model, not a curated record
AGAGUGUGUCAGCUUCACAAAGAAAUUUGGUGUCCCACUAUUAGUGUUGGGAGGUGGUGGAUACACUCCAAGAAAUGUUGCAAGAUGUUGGGCUUACGAAACAGGAUUGCUCGUGGAUAGUGACAUGCCAACAGAAAUUCCUUACAACACAGAGUAUUUCCAGUACUUUGCUCCCGAUUUCUCGCUCCACCCGGAGGUGAUAACGCGGCAGGAAAAUGGAAAUAGUCGGCAGUACCUGGAUGCUAUUGUGAAGCACGUGUAUGAUAAUUUAAGAAUGGUUCAACAUGCUCCUAGUGUCCAGAUGCAGGAUGUCCCCGGAGAUGGCCUAAGUAUUAAGGAGGAGGAGGAGAUUGAUCCAGACACUCGACUACACAUCAGUGAAGAAGAUAAGAGAGUGGAACCAGAGAAUGAGUUCUAUGAUGGAGAAAAGGAUAAUGAUAAAGAUGCUGACAGUGAUGCCAAUAUCCCAACGUCAAAGAACUAAGAGGAUGUCCAGUCUGGAGAUAGGAAGUAAGGUCUUCCUGGUUUUGCAUAGGAACAAAGAGGAACUUGGGAAGACGAGUGUGGGAUUGUCUUCCUUCCCUGUAAGAGGAAAUUAAAGUGGAAAGAGUGAAGGCAAGAAGUAAAUGAGAAAAUAAAAGGAGGAGUGUGCUAGUGCAAAUUGCAAGCAAAUAAUUUGAAUUGACUUGUAAAGUACAGUAUUAUCAAAAUAGUUUAUAUCUAUAUAAUGCUUUAGAUUUCAUAACCAAGACAAAAAAUAAACCUUUUUAAGAAAAUUAUACAUGGAAGGUUUUAUGUUUUAUUUUGGAAUUUUGUGGAAGAAGAAGGGAAAGGUCUUCCCCAAAAGACAAAAUUAUGCAAGACGUUUGCAAGAGAAAAAACAAUUUGUAUUAUGCUCUGUUUGAAGUCCUUCCCAGUUUCUUGUGCUAAGAAUCAUUUGAGGUAGGAGAGGAGAGAGAGAGAGUUGAUCUCAGCGGAAAUAGUUUUUCUUUUUUUAGGGAUUAAUAUUUUCAUAAUCAGAACCAUUGUUGUGUGAGGCAAUAGGAAAGCAUAACAGUCUGUACAUUUUUUUCCCCUUUUUUUUAGGUGGGUGGGAGUACAUAUUCGUGUAAGAGACUGAUAGAUUGGAGAUGUACAUAUUUAUCCUGCAGAUAUAAGAAGGAUUUUAGAGCAGUUUUACUUAAGUAAUUAUAAAUUAUCAUAAUUGAUAAAAAAAAAGUA